This is a messenger RNA of Notothenia coriiceps (black rockcod), 2296 nucleotides long. RefSeq names its product cytochrome P450 2K1-like. Gene Ontology annotation, biological process: xenobiotic metabolic process. Gene Ontology annotation, molecular function: heme binding; oxidoreductase activity, acting on paired donors, with incorporation or reduction of molecular oxygen, reduced flavin or flavoprotein as one donor, and incorporation of one atom of oxygen; iron ion binding. The transcript has 9 exons. The record is from RefSeq and is a predicted model, not a curated record. Gene Ontology annotation, cellular component: intracellular membrane-bounded organelle; cytoplasm. Bases 131 to 1639 code for a protein of 502 amino acids. Lineage: Eukaryota; Metazoa; Chordata; Actinopteri; Perciformes; Nototheniidae.
AGAAUCUUUCAGCAGAUGGGAAGAAAGGGAGCCCUGUUUCUGACGAGACGUAUAUCCCUUCAUUGAACUUUAAAAAAUAGCUUUAAAGAAGUUUUUCUAAAGUAAGUCAGGUACUGUAGACAGCAGGAUCAUGUUGGAGGAUCUUUUCCAGUCUUCAACUUCACUCUUUUUAUCUGUGGCCAUUGUGGUUCUGCUUGGCCUACACUUUAUUUACUCAAGCUUCAGCUCCAACAGCAGGAAGAAGGAGCCACCGGGGCCUAGACCUUUUCCCCUGCUGGGAAAUCUGCUUCAAGUGGAUCUCAAGAGACUCGACCGCUCUCUUGUUGAUCUGUCCAAAAAACAUGGACCAGUGUUUACAUUUUACUUAGGAAUGCAGAAGGUGGUGGUCCUGGCAGGAUACAAGACAGUCAAACAGGCUCUGGUCAACCAUGCUGAGGAGUUUGGAGAACGAGAGAUCAGUCCGUUAGCCUAUGAUUUCAACCAAGGACACGGAAUAAUCUUUUCAAACGGUGAUGUGUGGAAAGAAAUGAGGCGUUUUGCUCUAAGUACACUAAAAGAUUUUGGGAUGGGCAAAAGGAUUACUGAAGGGAAAAUCAUUGAAGAAUGUGGCUACCUGAUUGAAGAAUUUCAACAGCAUGAAGGUGAAGCCUUUGAUAACGCCCAUACGAUGAAUUACGCAGCUUCAAAUAUUAUAUCCGCUCUCAUGUUUGGAAAGAGAUUUGAAUACAAGGACCCUGAAAUCAAAGCUAUGUUGGAAAGAAACCACGAAGUCACCCGUCUUACGGGAACAGCAUCCCUACUGAUAUACAACGCGUUUCCUUGGCUGGGACCUUGUAUUAAAAACUGGAGGGAUUUGAUGAAACUGGUGGAGGACAGCAUGAAGGAAACAAGGAGCAUGAUAGCUGACCUGAAGGAGACUCUGAACCCUGACAUGUGCCGAUGCUUUGUGGAUGCAUUCCUGACCCGUAAACUGAGUCUUGAGGAGGCUGGUGACAAAGAUUCACACUACAAUGAUGAGAACCUGGCUUACAGUGUGAUAAACCUGUUUGCUGCUGGGACUGAUACAACGGCAAAUACACUUCAGUGGUCUUUACUUUUCAUGGCCAAGUACCCUCAGUUUCAAGACAAGGUCCAGGAGGAGCUGAGCAGCGUGAUAGGAAGCCGUCAGUCCAGAGCUGAGGACCGGAAGAACCUGCCGUACACUGAUGCUGUCAUCCAUGAGACACAGAGACUGGCCAACAUUGUCCCCAUGGCCAUUCUUCACAGAACUAGCCAAGACGUCACCUUCCAGGGAUACUUCAUCAAAGAGGGGACUUGUGUGCUUCCUCUUCUUACUUCUGUCCUGCAGGAUGAGAGUGAAUGGGAAACCCCACACACUUUCAAUCCUUCCCACUUCCUGGAUAAGGAGGGUAAAUUUAUCAGGAGAGACGCCUCCAUGCCAUUUUCUGCAGGUCGCAGGAUGUGUCCUGGAGAGAGUCUGGCUAGAAUGGAGCUGUUCCUCUUCUUCACCUCCCUCCUCCUGCGUUUUCGUUUCACUCCACCACCUGGAGUUACAGAGGAUGAACUGGAUCUCACUCCAGUUGUGGGCUUCAUUCUGACCCCUUCCCCACAUGAGCUGUGUGCUGUCAGUCGUCAAUGAGGAAGAGAGCUAGAGCAUUGCAGCCUCCAUGUCACCCUACUGGCCCAGAAGGCACUGCAGGUUCUGGUCCAGAUUAUUCACACUGUAUAGAGUUCUGCAACUCCCUCCCUCCAUCUCAUUCAGAAUGCAGCAGCCUGACUGGUCUUUACACUCCAAGUUCUCCCACACUUCACCACUCCUUAUGCUCAUUUUACUUUAUACCAAUACUGUUCUACACUGCUGUGAAUGGAUCAGGCCCUUCUUUCAUCCAUGACAUGGUUAAACCGUACACUCCAGCAUGUGCACUUUGCUAAAAAGCUAAAAGCUAAUGUACUUGCAUCAUUUGUAGGUCACUUUGGAUAAAAGUGUCAGCUAAAUGAUAUGUAAUACGAUUGCCUUGCUUUAUGCUGUACACAUUUGUAUGACCCCACUGCAGUCAGCAUGUCGUUGUGUCCCUAGGCAAGACACUUCACCCCAAAUUGCUCCUGUGGGGAUUGCCCACAGUAUUGAGUAUGUAAGUCGCUUUGGAUAAAAGCGUCUAACAAGUGACAUGUAAUGUAAUGUACAGUAUGUACAAUAUAUUCAGACACUGCCUCACACAUUUAAAUGGGAAAGUGGUUUGUAUUUUAAUCAUGACUUUAUUUUUUAUUUCUUUCAUUAAUCAUAUAGGUAUGAAAA